AUGGUGUUCGCCAAGACCGCCGUUGCUGUUACGCUCGCCACCCUUGCCCUUGCCGGCCCCAUCAAGCGUUCUGACAGCACUGCUAUCGAUGUGAUGAUUCCCAACAAUCAGACUCUCGCUCAGUUCACCGACGCCUGGAAGUCCGAGUGCGACAAGCUCUUCGCCGCAUCUGCCGGGGGCGUGUACGUGAAUGACGAUCUCGUCCAGCCUACCGCUGUCCAGGGUGAGGCUAUCGCCUACUGCUCCUGGUACACGGAGCGCCCGACGACCGUCUACAACAAGACCAAGGACUGCGCUGACGCGCUCGGCGCCAAGAUCGUCGACUCGAGCAGCAAGUCGAAGCGUGACGGCCCCGAUAUGCGCGAAAUCAUCAUCGUCCGUGUCUCCCUCCAUCCUUCUUCUUUGUCCCCAAAAAGCGUCUUCCCGCUUCCCCUCCUUCGCUCUCCUCUUCCUGGAAUUCCCCAAGGCAACUCCAUCGCGCAGCUCAACCAGACCUGGACCGCACAGUGCCACAAGACCGUCGACGGCAAGAACGGCACCUUCUACUCAUCCAUCGGGGUGGUUUCCAACAACAAGACCGAGGCGUACGCAGAGUGCGUGACGUCCACGCCCGGUGUAAACGGCACGAUUGACCUCGACAACUACACUCACGAUUGUGCCAACGCCCUUAACAUCGAGUUUGCGCAGGGACACAACUAG
Coniophora puteana RWD-64-598 SS2 is the source of this 699-nucleotide messenger RNA. RefSeq lists its product as uncharacterized. NCBI's taxonomy places the organism in Eukaryota, Fungi, Basidiomycota, Agaricomycetes, Boletales, Coniophoraceae. The record is from RefSeq and is a predicted model, not a curated record. The transcript is spliced from 3 exons. The coding region runs from base 1 to 699 and encodes 232 amino acids.